GCUGAGAGGGAGGCGGGCUGCGGCGCGGAGAAGGAACAAAGCGCCGGGACUGCCAGGUGGCGAGGGGCUGCCCGCGGCCAUGGGGGUGCAGGACCGGCCCCAGUGCUUCUUCGAGAUAGAAAUCAACCGGGAGCCAGUUGGUCGAAUCAUGUUUCAGCUCUUCUCAGACAUAUGUCCGAAGACUUGCAAAAACUUCCUUUGCUUGUGCUCAGGUGAAAAAGGAAUUGGCAAAACAACUGGAAAGAAGCUGUGUUACAAAGGCACCACCUUCCAUCGUGUGGUUAAAAACUUCAUGAUUCAGGGUGGGGACUUCAGCGAAGGUAAUGGAAAAGGAGGUGAAUCUAUUUAUGGUGGCUAUUUUAAAGAUGAAAACUUUAUUCUCAAACAUGACAGAGCGUUCCUUUUGUCAAUGGCAAACCGAGGGAAACAUACCAAUGGUUCCCAAUUUUUCAUAACAACAAAACCUGCUCCUCAUCUCGAUGGUGUCCAUGUUGUCUUUGGACUGGUUAUUUCUGGGUUUGAAGUAAUAGAACAAAUAGAAAACCUGAAAACUGAUACUGCAAGUAGACCCUAUGCAGAUGUACGAGUUAUUGACUGUGGGGUGCUUGUUACCAAACCAGCAAAAGAUGCUUUGGAGAAGAAGAAGAAAGUCUGUUCUGACUCGGAAGCUUCAGACUCCUCCUCCAGUGCAUCGAGCUCUUCAGAAACUUCAUCUGAAAGUGAAGCUGAAAAUGAAAGAAGCAGAAGGAGAAAGCGCAAAAGAAGAGCUAAAACCAAACAGUCAAGGAAACGAAGAAAGGAAGAGAGGAAGAAAGAGGAUCCAAGGUGCAAACGAACCUCCAGCCAAAGACGCAGCCUUUCUGACAAGAGUGAUAAAACAGAAAAGGCAGUUGAUGUUGGCACCAAGAGGGACAAACCUGUGGUACGUCCUGAAGAGAUUCCCCCGGUGCCUGAAAACAGGUUUUUGCUCAGAAGGGACGUGCCUGUUGUCAACGUAGAACCUGAACCGAAGCUUCUUGAUGCCACACCAGUUCUGACUGAGCAGAAGCCAUCAGUCUCUAAAUCUGGACGAAAAAUUAAAGGAAGAGGCACAAUACGAUAUCACACCCCACCUCGAUCCCGGUCGUGUUCCGAAUCCGAUGACGACGAGAGCAGCGAGACGCCUCCUCACUGGAAGGAGGAGAUGCAGCGGCUACGAACCUACAGACCCCCGAGUGGGGAGAAGUGGAGCAAAGGCGAUAAGUUGAGUGACCCCUGUACAAGCAGAUGGGAUGACAGAAGUGCAUCCAGGAGAUCAAGGUCUUGGUCGCACAACGGUUAUUGUGAUCCAAGUACUGUGAGAUACUCUGGCCAUCACAAGAAACACAGGAAAGAAAAGAAGAAGGUGAAGCAUAAAAAGAAAUCUAAAAAGCAGAAGCAUUUCAAGAAGCACAAACAAGUGAAAAAGAAGAAAACGUCAGCCUCAUCAGACGUAGAAUCCUCUCACUCCUUCCUCAGGAGGACAAAAUCAUCUUGUGACCGUGAGAGGAAAUCUCGGUCCUCAUCGUCAUCUUCUAGACAUUCAUCCAGAAGAGAAUGGUCUAAGUCUGACAAGGAAGACCAGAGCUCAUCGACUUUAUCAAGCAGAGGGUCUCGAUCACACUACAGGUCCAGGUCUAGGUCUAAAUCCAGGUCUUACUCCCGAAGAAGCUCUAGAUCAAGGUCAGCCUCUAAAUCGUCACAUUCACGAAGCAGGUCGAGGUCAAGCUCUAACCCCAGGCAUCAAAAGACGGUUUCCAGUUCCCCACGAAAUAUUUCCACCCGAUUAAAUGAGAACAAGUUGGCCAAGCCCGCAGAGCCUGUGAGGGCAGUGAUGCUCCCCACUGAUAAAAUUGUUGUAGCCCCAGUCGUCCCAGAAAACCUCCCCGUUAUACCCUUAAGCGACAGUCCACCGCCUUCGAGGUGGAAACCUGGGCAGAAGCCCUGGAAGCCGUCUUAUGAACGGAUUCAGGAGAUGAAAGCUAAAACGACUCAUCUAAUACCCACCCAAACUAAUUACAGCUUGGUAGUCGUUAAAGAAGCCAACACUUCCUCCUCCUAUCGAAAGCGCCGGAGGAGCUCGGACAGCGACAGGAGCGGUUAUUCCAAGUCUCGCAGCGACAGGAGCUCAGAGAGUUGGCUGAGGUCCAGGAGCAGGUCCUCUCGAAGCAGGUCAUACUCAAGAUCUUACACGAGGUCCAGGAGUAGCUCGAGGACAAAGUCUCGUUCUUCUGGCAGGUCACCAUCAGCGAGCAAAUACCGCAGUGACAGGUCAGCUUACAGCGAGUCGACGUCCUACUAUUCCGUCAGUGACGACGACAAACACGGCAGCAAAAGGAAAUCCACGUCGAGUGAUCCCAAAGCUCGAUCCCUUCAGCUGAGGCAAGAAACCAGCUCUGAAAGCACAGUCCCUUACAAGUGUGCAAAGGACUGUGACGAGUCGUCUCGAGGGUUGAAAGAGAGUGACAGCUUGUCAUCCUCAGACUUCUCUACCGACAGCGAGCGUUCAGCCAAGGUGAAAGCAGCCCAAGACAAAGAGGGCCGCUUAGGAGGAGAUACUCAGAAACUGGAUAAAAACAGCUUAAGUUCUGAGAGAGGGGAGGAGAAAUCCAAGUGUGAGCGGGAUCCUGAUCAUACCAAGAAGAAAGCAGCUAAGGAGAAGUCUUCUGAGCAACCUAGAGGUGGUGCAAAAACGAAACGCAAGUCCUACGCUGGCAGUAAAUGGGACUCUGAGUCCAACUCUGAAAGAGGAGAGGCAAGGCGGCGGCGGGGAGAUUCCAGACCCUCCUCUGACAAAGAAGAAGGAGAGGCCACAUCAGGAUCUGACACAGAGCUUAGUGUUACCAAAAGGAUGAAAAAGCCAUCCAAUUCCUCGGAAGGCUUUCUGGGUUCUGAUUGUACGUGGAAGACAAGCAAGCAGCCGCUGUCUUCCGAGUCGGAGAGUUCCUGUUCCAGCUCGACAAACGUUAGAGGGAAGUCAAAGAAACACAGACACGGGUCAAAAAAGCCUCCUAAGAAAUCACAUUCCAAAAAGGCCAAAGAAAAAUCCAAAGGGAAAAAGGAGAAGAAACACAAAGUUCAGAAGAGAAAAGAAACGUUUCAUUGGCAGCCCCCCCUGGAGUUUGGUGAGGAAGAUGAUGAUGAAAUAAACGAGAAGCCGGUGGCCAAGGAUGAUAAAGAAAAGCAGCUUGACAGGGACAGCAAAGAUAAACCCCAAACGUGUGAGAAGAAUGAAAUGGUUGAAAUAGUCAAAGAUAAGAUGGGAAACGGUGCCAGGUCUUGUGCAGGUGAAAACCUUUUAGGUAAAAGCAGUGUGUGUGAUGCCUCACCGGAGCACAGUUCCCUUCAUAAGGACGGCACCAAAACGAACGUGUUGAACUCGGGAGUAAAUGUGACUACUUGCAAGAAUGAGGUGAAACAAGCUGAAGAGAGUAACCAGAAUGGGUUGGAAGAUGUCAUUCAGACAGAUGACAGCAUGGAGAUUUGUACUCCAGAGCGUAACUCGCCAGGGAAGGUUGAUGUUGUGGACAUUUUGUCUCCUGUCAUUCUCGCUGCUAAACCUCUAAGUGCUGCGAUAAACAAAGAUUUACAGGUUGAGACCCCUGAGGAAGAUGCUGUCAAAGUAGGAAACAGUGUUAUAGACUUUGCUAAUAUUAAAGAAGAAAAAGAAACAGGAAGGCAAGAAAAUAACUCUGUCCCUGCUUCUAGUGCUAAAGACUGUAGCUUAAAAAGUGAAGUUACUGAAAAUGCACAGAGCAACGUGGCAGAUAAUAAAUGGAAACCUCUGCAAGGGGUUGGUAACGUACAACCAGCAGCAGUUGGUACUGCCACAGAAGUCAAGAACGUAGCUUCUGCACCAGAGCCUAAAGCAGCAGGGUUAAGGAUUGAGAUAAAAGCUAAGAACAAAGUAAGGCCUGGGUCUCUGUUUGAUGAAGUUAGAAAAACAGCCCGGCUGAAUCGAAGGCCGAGGAACCAAGAGAGUUCCAGCGAGGAAGAAUCUCCAAGCAGAGAUGACAACAGCCCAUCCAGGAGCCUGAGUAGGUCACGAAGUAAAUCUGAGUCUAAAUCCAGACACAGAACAAGGUCUGUAUCUUACAGUCACUCCAGAAGUCGAUCCCGCAGUUCCACGUACUCCUAUAGGUCAAGAAGCUACACAAGAAGCCGAAGCAGAGGAUGGUACAGCAGAGAUCGCUCCAGAAGUCGAAGUAGUUCUUACCACAGUUACAAGAGUCGUAGUCGAUCCUACAGUAGAAGUAGAUCCAGAAGCAGCUCUUAUGGUCAUCACAGUCGAUCCAGCAGGUCAUACACAUAUGACAGUUACUACAGCAGGAGCCGGAGCAGGAGCAAAAGGAGCGACAGCUACCGAAGGUCGAGGAGCUAUGACAGGAGAUCCAGAUCUUACGGCUCGGACAGCGAAAGCGAUCGCAGCUACUCCAACAACCGCAGCCCCAGCGAAAGCAGCAGAUACAGCUGAAAACGUUGCUCUGGGGAUGGAAACUCUAUCUAAUCAUCUCUUUUUUUUUUUCCCAGUAUUAUGUUUAAAGAAAAAAAAGAAACCAAACCUGUUUUGACAGUAUCACUGGGGAGGCUGGAGGGUGUUUACUGAGUUAGCUGAAACCUCACCAACGAACUCAGCCGACCGUGCGCUUCCCGAGUACUGAGCUCAGCGACUCACUUGGGGGGGUUUUCAAGUUUUAUGUCAAAUGCUGCUUUUACAGAACAAGAAGAGUCAAAAAGGAAACCAAAACCAACCAAAUCUAAACCCAAAGCAGUUUGAUUUCCUUCAGUUGGGUUUCCCAAAGCCAUGACGCGCUGCCACCGCUUUUCUGGGUGCGGCAAUGAGUGCAACCAGAAACACCUUGGGGCUUUCUGCCUGUUGCUAUUAAAUAACAUGCUAGAAACUCUGAAACUGUGAAGAAAUCUUCUUAUGAAGGCUGCCAUUUCUAGUUUAUUGAAGUGCUGCUCUUUCUCUUUACUGCUGGGAGAUGGGUUCCGUGCUGUCUUGUCGAUUGCAUUGGGUGUGGUCUAUCCUCAACAGCUAGGCAGUGAAAACAAAAGUCUUGCCACUCUGUCUUAAUCCUCACAGAUUCUGCUACUGAAUCCUGCUGGAGGAGGUGGUGGUACACGAGGGGAAUUGUCAAACUGACAAGCAGCAAGGGAAAAGUGUGGUGAAUGAGGUUUGAGCUCAAUAUCCAACUUGUGUAAACUUCGAUGUUUCACGGUGAUAAACAGCAACGUUCCUAAAAGAGCCUGAGAAGCAAAGGAAGUGUUUCCAAACACUGUGUGGGUUUUGUUUGAGUUUGUGUUACAGAGCUUGGCAUCCUUCAACACAUUUUGAAGCUGAAUGCUGUAAACUGUUGGGUGUAAUCAUGAGUUUGUCCCAAACACUUCUUUAAAAGCGCAGGUGACGGUGAUUAUUUGGUUGGUUUGAGAAAACAAACCAUAAUGGUUGCUUUGCAAACCCUCUGGAGGUGUGUAUCCCACUCUAGGGACUAUCUUGACACUGCAGGUAGUGAGCUGGAUGUUGUUGAAGUGCUGUUGGCUAGAAGAGCACUGGUAUGCGUGGACAAUGCUUUCAAAGUGAGGUCUAAUACCAGAAGUGACUCCUUGUUACAGGUACCUGCUUUGCAGAAACCACAGGCUUAAGCUGAAGAGCAUCUGAGGAAUUUUUGCAGUAUUCUGGUGAAGCCCAAGGAAUUUGCCAAGUUUUUCAGUGAGAAAGUUGUCUCCUAAGAGACAAGAGUUUUCAAUGGCAUAAUGUAACCUGAAUGAUGGGGUCUGUAGUGGAUAAACCAGAGCAACCCAGCUUUGUUGGAGCUGCUGAGUACUGUUGUGUGAUCAGAGUUUGCAUGACUGGCUGGCUGUAAUAGCUGGAGAUGCUUUUGUUUUUCCCAAGUGUUUUAAAACAUUGAGGAAGAUCUCAUCAGGACCCAGCAGCUUUGAAAAUGAGAAGCUGUCACAUCUUCCAGGGUAGAGCUCCGUUCAUACUCUCUCUGAUUGAAUUAAGCUGUUGGUUCACCUCUGAAACACAAAGAGGCAGCUCCAGGUGAAGCUUAAAGACUGUAAUCAUAGAAUGGUAGGGGUGGGAAGGGACCUUCAGAGAUCAUCUAGUCCAGCCCCCCUGUAAUGAUGCCUUCCAUGUCUGUCCAUGGACAGCCAAGACAGGUUCCUAAACCUGGAUUUGUCACACAACACUUUCCAGAAGAAGCCAAGGAUCUGGAUUCACACUCUUCCUCCUCUUGUAGUAAAAUGAACAAGUGUGUGCACGAAAUCCUUUUCCAAUCAGUGUUCUGUAAGCUGCUGCUUUUAAACAUGAAGUACCUUUGUUACUCCCCUCAUACAUUUACAGACCCAUUUCUAACAGGAGCAGCCCUUUCAGGGUACCUGAUCAAAGAUUUCAUCCCUAACUCAAGGUAACGUUUGUUGCAGUUUAAAUGUAACUUGGUUUGGGUUUUUUUUCUCCUCCUCCUGACAACACAGAACUAGUGGGCUAGUGCUGUAACAACAUACAAACACAACCCUCACCAUUCAGCACCUUGGGGAGGAAAUACUGUCCCAGGUUCAGACUUUGUCAUAUUUCAGACCCAAAUUGGCUCUCUAAAGCCAGGAAAAAGACCACACAAAUAGUCAGACAAUUCAUUGCAGUUGCCCAGAAUUACUGCACUGCCACAUAUCUAUUUCAUAUCUUGAGUUCAAGCUUUACAAACAAUUCCAUCUGGUAGGUGACUGGGGAGGGAUGUGAGGGAAGGUUGGGGGGGGGUAAUUUUUAUUUAGUGGAUUCUGUUCAGCUGUGCUUCAGAUAGAAAACAUCCCCCUGAGCUGGUUUUCUAAUGGCACUCUAUGGUUUUUUGCAGUUU
Colius striatus (speckled mousebird) is the source of this 6875-nucleotide messenger RNA. RefSeq names its product natural killer cell triggering receptor (gene NKTR). Lineage: Eukaryota; Metazoa; Chordata; Aves; Coliiformes; Coliidae. Gene Ontology annotation, biological process: protein peptidyl-prolyl isomerization; protein folding. Gene Ontology annotation, cellular component: nucleus. Gene Ontology annotation, molecular function: peptidyl-prolyl cis-trans isomerase activity. The coding region runs from base 80 to 4492 and encodes 1470 amino acids. The transcript has 17 exons. The record is from RefSeq and is a predicted model, not a curated record.